GUCAAAACACAAUUUUUAUGGGUAGUGGAUGAAGACUGACUAAAAACUAGACUGACACCUGCAGCAGUACUGAUGGGGUGGGCCGGACCCUGCUUUCACUGUAUUUUUCAGCGCUGUUAGACACAAUGGUCUCGCUGUAUCCAUGCGCCUGCAAAAGAUGAGACUGGACUCAUCAGGAUUGAGUUAACUGCAUGCACUAGUAGUGUCUUCCUGUCAAACUCUAAAAAGCAGGUAGUACUGCAGCAAACACCAUGUUCAAGUACACUCCUCCCUGGCAGGUGCUGUGUAACAGCCUGGAUCAUGAUUUUAAGAGACAGGCAUCAACUGUGACGGUCAACCCAUAUGAUGCAAGCACUCACUCCUCAGUAGAGGAGCAGGCUGUGAUCCAUUCCCAUUCUUCUCUGAGACCACCACUUCCCAGGCCUGCCCAGAACCAUCCACCAACCGGAGACCCCAUGACCAGCAACCCAAAGCGUUGGGUGAUAAAGCCCCUCUCCCCUAAGCUAGAGCAGUCAGAUUUGCGCUCCAUAGUGAGCCCAACUGGCCAACCACAGUUGCUAGAGAAUACGUACAGUAGCAAUCAGGACGGUGACUCUUUCAGGUUCAGCUUGGAAAGUAUAACAGUAACAGGCAUGCAGCCUACUGUGAUGGUGUCAUCUGGGAGUAGCACUCCAGAUGUGGUAGUCCAGGCUCGGCAAGUGCCUGUGUCUGAGGAUGGAAGUGACAGUGAAGACUAUAGGCCUAGUACCCCAAGCAGUACAGGCUCAUAUGUUGGAUUCUAUUCCUUUGUAAAUGACCCAGCAAGCCCAGAAGCAGAGAUGAAUGAAGUCUACAUGGUUUCUCCACAAAGGCACGCCAAACUGAAUACCUUGAAGGAGAAGAGUACCUUUAAGCUACAGACAUACACAGAAGAAAAGAGACCUGGAAGGCUAUUUGAAGAAAUUAACGGAGAUGAACAUUACCAAAUUGAGGAUACCUUCACAGUCAAUGAAGACGGGGAAAAUCCAGACCGAAUGGAGAUCAUCCGGAAUCAGGCACCCAGGAAAAGCCCUGCCCUUAAAAAGCAAUGGAGUACCUUAGAAAAUCUGGACCUCAGUAACACUCCGCUAAGGCUCCUGGAUGGGUUUAGUCUAAACUACAAACCAGUGAGUGUAAAGACUGAACAAACCAGGGUUGAGUCUGGCACUAUAGACAAUGAGCAAAUUGACUUCAACGCAGCACGAAAGCAGUUUCUAAUGAUGGAACAAUCAAAACAGAAUCCCUUCCUACAGAGUCCGGAGAGGCUCCCUUAUUCCUCCAAACUGCGAGGAAGAUGUCUAUCCUCAAUGGCCAGCAUCUUCAGUCCAAAACAAGUAAGCAAAGAGAACAGCAUAGAGGAGAAUCAGAUCCCACUAGUAACACAACAAGAAAUAGAAGUAAAGACUGUAACUAUGACUGAGGAUUCAGAAAAUAGAGUUCCAAGUGCUGCCAUAGAUGAUAUUGACUCUGGUCUUGGUGACCGAAGUGGAGGCUAUGCCAGUGAUGGUAGCAAUUCAAACGAUCCUUCAAUUUCAGAGAUGGAAAGUAGCUUGACAAUGCUGAUUGCAGAGGAGACUCCCAUUCAAAGGGAAAUCAGAAUUGCCCAACAACGGGAAGAGAGUCUACGUCGAUCAAGGGGUAUCUUGCACAAAGACAAUUCAGAGAUGGUGGAAAUCAGGAUAAAGCCAAUUCUGUCCCUUUCAUCUCCACAGGUGAAAGCUCCAAAAACCAAAGAACCAAACAGAGUGAGUUUCCUUAUUCGGAGAGAGCUUGAACUUGAGAAACUGCGACAGAUCACAAACAGUGUUUUAAGCCAUAAUACCCAAGAGAACCAAGUACAGGACAAUAAGUCACAACCGGAUGAAAUUCCAGUCACAUCUUUGAGAGCGAGUUUAAGCAAAAGUCCCACAACUGAUUUAGAGCAAAGCACAGUCUCUGCAGAUGACAUGUGGAUUACAGAGCAACCUGCCCUAGUAGAGGAAGGUGACCUCUUGGACUCAAAAGAAGAUCUUUCGCCUUGCUGUCCUCAUCGACAUCCUGAUGAAUCUAUCCUUCAGAGAAACACUGACAGCAGCACUUUUGGAAACCAAGUAAGUGCAUAUCCUGAGGACAACAACAAUUCUAAAGUAAGGGUUCAUAAAGAAAAUGGUGCUGAGUGCCAAACCGAUAAUCCCAGAAUGAAGAAAGGGCCAUCCUGGAUUGUGGAAAAUGACAACAGAAUGUCAGGAAAGAACAGAUUUUACUCUCGAAAUACUCCGUCCCUGCUGGAACCCGCAAAAACUAGUCAGUACACUCCUACCUGGCGAUCUCACCUUGAGUACACCGACUGGAGCCCCAAAAUUCAGAAUGCCCCAAACAACAUCCGUCAGGAAAUCGAAGAAGACCUUAGACGAGAACAAGAGCUCCAAGAGCUGAGAGAUUCCAGUAGUCAGGCUUUCUCAGUACCCAACUCAGCAUCCGUGAAUCCAGCGCUAACUUCCUCUGAACCCAGGCCCCCAAUAACCAGUGAGGAAACUGUGUUUUCACCACAAACUCCACAUGGGAGCAUGGCAGAAGUGGAUUCUGUACUUCCUGAAAAGAAGACUGAUUAUAGUAAUCCUUAUUCCUGGAGUCUGGACACUUCUCGAUUAUUCAUUAAAGAUAAAAGUUCACAGUUGUCCUCACCGCGACUCAGUUUCAGACUUCCCUCUAUGUCAAUUAUGACACCCCAGCCAUGGGGCAGUCCAAAACCCAUGUCCCCAAAUGUUUCCCGGGUAACCUCCAUCAAGCCCUUGAGCGCACUUGCUGACCCGCCAUCGCCUUCUUCCCAGAAAGGACUGACUGAGACACUGCUAAAGGACUUUGAGGACAGACGGAUCAAACUGAAGCUGGAAGAAAGUGCAUAUGCUGGGAUCCAACCUCGUCUUGAUGCCAUAAACAAUGAGGUUGUAGAGGCCACUCGUGUAACAAGGCAUAAAAACCAACGGGCCCUGCAGUGGGAGGCAGGCAUGUAUGCCAACCAGGAGAGCUAAUGAAUCAGCACAAA
Messenger RNA from Sinocyclocheilus grahami, 3043 nucleotides. Its product is annotated as mitotic interactor and substrate of PLK1-like. The record is from RefSeq and is a predicted model, not a curated record. The coding region runs from base 252 to 3029 and encodes 925 amino acids. NCBI's taxonomy places the organism in Eukaryota, Metazoa, Chordata, Actinopteri, Cypriniformes, Cyprinidae. The transcript has 6 exons.